Molecule: messenger RNA, 3706 nt
Organism: Phymastichus coffea
Lineage: Eukaryota; Metazoa; Arthropoda; Insecta; Hymenoptera; Eulophidae
Exons: 5
Coding region: 1621-3528 (635 amino acids)
Source: RefSeq, a predicted model, not a curated record
GUAUGACUAGAUAUUUACAUAAGAAAACAUUGCAGAGCAUUAGAUAUCAACCAUCAAAAGGGUACUAUGCUUGUAUCCUGAGCAAUUGCUGACACAUCCAAAUGUUAAACAAACAAUUAGUUUUUUACCUUGAUAAUCCUGACACACGACCGAUGUCGGUUGUCCGACGUUCGAUGUCUCCUUAUGUAGUAAGCCUCAAAGGCAGUUGUUCGUGGUACUAAAUUUCUUGCAAAACAAUCAACUGCUUAUAGUGCAUACGUACUCUAGAAUUUCAAGUACUUUACGAAUACUUACCAUAUAUUAUAAACAACAUUAAUCGCCGUGUAUUUAUGAAAACCGUUUACUUAAAAAUCAUAAAAUAAAAAUGUUUCAUCACUACAGAUUAUAUAAAUAUAUUUCUGAAAACAAUCUAGAAUUAUUGCUAGAAUAUCUAUAAAAGAUUUAUUAUCUGAAGAAUUUGUACAUUUUUGCAUUAUCCGAAUAUUUUUUUCGACCAAUUUCAAUUAUACAAGCUUUAAAAAUUGACGUGACUGUUUUUAUUCAAAUAAUUUGUGAAUGAUCAUCUUAUGAUUUAUGACAACAGACGCGCACUGUUAUCAAUAAAGUAUUUACUAUAUACGUCUAAUCUAUUUAAAAAGUAUUUAAACACGCAUUAAAUUCUACAGGAAUAUAUAAUAAUAAAUUAUUAAAUGAAUGACAUUGCUUGGAACGCUUCAGCAUUUCACUUAUUUCUCAUCAAUUCUCAAUUACAUUAUUUCAUAUGCGUAUCAAAAUACUAUAAAAUUGAAAAUAAAGCGUUUAGUCUAAUUAACAUCUACAAAUAAAAACGUAAAAUAUAAUUUUUUGAAAUUCCGUCUCCUGCUUCACAAUGAGUAUACACAGUAAAGAAUGAAGUAUAACUUGAUUGCCAUUUCAGGAUAAAUAAGCCCCUUUAAUGACUAUGUGGAAACACGUCUUACCAUAUUCAGAAGUAUAUAUAUUUAAACAAGAAACGUGCUCACACAAAAAUUUCACUUUUCGUGCACAUAAUGUAACAACUGCAAGUCUUAAUUUAAAAUUUUAUUUUCGGUAUUUUAUUUUCUUUGCAUAUAUACGCGCAUUGAUUUUAUACCAAUUCAUAUAUUUUAUAACGUGAUAUUUAUCCAGCUAACGCCAACAUAUUUUUAGAAACUGUUUAAAUAAACUGUAUUGACACAAAAAAAGUUGGUUCAUAAUAUCAAGGAAGCUAAUUGUUGCAUUAUUGCGAAAUUUACAUUUUUUUAUAGGAAAUUAUAUUCACGUUCAAAUUUUAUCGCGCGCUAAAGAUGAACAAUUAGCUUUCAAACAUAACCUUUAAAAAAUACUUUGAUCUCGUUGCAAUUAUCAUUGCGGCAGCAAAUAGUGCUAAUGAUAUUUACAUGAUUUGGAUAAGAUUUUUAAUUAUUUACAUGAUUACGUUUUAAAUAAUUCAUUUUUUGACGCUAGUUAAGCUAAAAUAAUUUAUGUUUCCAAAAGUUUGAAGUCCUCUUACAUGCGCUUUUUUUGAAGAAAUCACGUUUUAAACUCUUAUCUAGCAUUGUUAUAAUUAUUCAGAUACAUUACGUACAGAUUACAAAUUCAUUCGUUUAUGCAUAUUUUAGUAUGGACUUCAUGGUAAGAAGAUUGAUUAGAAUGUCGAUGACAUUCAGAAAUUUAGCUUUUGCACAAGUUCAACGAGUUAUAUUACCAAGAUUGUUUAAUACAUCAGGAUUUCAUAAAGGUAAUAAAUUUACUAAUCAAAAUAUUGAAAUUAUUCUAAUAUUUUUUUAUGCAGAUAGAGUAAGUGGGUACUAUGAUUUAAAAAGUCCAAAAGAAGAUUUAUUGCUCAAGACCUUGCAGCAAGGUCUAUGUCCAUCCAAACUUUUAAACUAUAUUGAUUCUAAUAAACAUCAUAUCAAACAAGAACAUGUCAUUGCUGCCUUAUCUUCAUUGCACAAUUUUUAUGAAAACAAGUGCCGAUCACCAGAAAAAGUUCAUGAACAGAUAGAUUUUACAAAACUAUACAUGUGUUUCAAGCCACAAAUAAGACAAUUAACCUCAUCUGAUGUUAUUGAAGCAUUGAAAAUACUUCAGUUUUUAAAUGUGCCAAGUUCAAAUAUAUUUUUUGUAACACUUCUUCAGCAAAUACAAGAAUCCAUAAGAGAGUUAUCCUUUCAAGAAAUUUGUACAUUAUCAGAUUUGCUUACGAAAUGUACAGUAACAGAUUUAAGCCAAUCAAUAAUGAGAGAAAUGACAGAUUAUUUUUUAACAAAAAUAUCUCAAUUAGACAAAAGUGAUAUUAGUAAUUUAAUUUAUGCAUUAAGUUUUGCAUCUAAAAAUAUUCAAGAUACAGUAAUGCUCAAUUUUUUAUUAGACAGUAUUACUCACUGCAAAAGAAGAUUGGAAUGCAAAGAAGCUUACAAUACCUUAUGCUCUUUGUGUGAUGUCCAAGAACUUCCAUAUAGCUUUACAAAUUUAAUACAACGACUGCAGGAAGAUCUCAUUGACAAUAUAGACAAGCUUCAGCCUGACCAGAUCUUGUAUAUGGUCAAAGUAGUCUCAAUAAAAAUUAACACUGGCUGUGAAGAAUUUUAUAAUGAAAUAUUUAUUGAUGAACUUAUUGAUAAAAUUAUUUAUGAAAACUGCAAUUUUUAUCAAGUUAUUGAUGUACUCUCCCAUUUGAAUUCUAUUCAACAUGCACAAAUGGAUUUAUUAGAUUAUAUAUCUGCUCUAUGUUAUGAAGAUCCUAAUAUUCUGAAUUUAGAUUUAAAUUCAUUGCAGCCUAUAGUUACAGGAUUAGCAUUGGCUGACUACAAACCUGUUUUUUGGGACAUUAUGAAAGAAAAUAUUUUGAACAACGUUAUUUCUAAAGCAGAAAAUUUACAAAUGUGUUAUUUUGCAUUGCAUUUAGCUUGUUUGGAGUGUUUUAAUAAUACUCUUUUACAAGAAGUAUUUUCUAUGAAUAAUCUUUAUUCCAAAGACCAUACAAAAAUACUCUUGCAGUUAUAUCAAAUGGUAAAAGUUUUGUAUCCUUCUUACAAAGGACCAUGGCCAUCCAAAGAUGUACUUGUAGCUUUUAAAACUGUACAACACAACGACAAUAAAGAUUAUCCACUUUUAUCUGCCUUAGAACAAGCCGUUGGAGGGAAUGCUUAUAUCAAAACUAAUGUUCGGACAACUUUAGAACACUGUAUUGACCAUAUGGUUAUUAUGAAUAAGAGUGGCUGUCCAAUUGCAAUAAAUUCUUAUGAAACUAUUACAAAUAAAAUAUCUGAUAAUGAUAUUAUUUAUUUAGAAGAUUUAACUAUUCCUCCGGGUAGCCAAAUAUUUCUAAUUCUCAAUGCACGACCUGAAUGGUAUACUAGAAAUACACAGCGAAUACUAGGCCCUUACUCACUAUUUAUCAAAACCUUGGAAUCUAUGUCAUAUAGAGUAAUACCUGUAGAUUGUAAAAUGUGGAAUAAACUACCAGAAAAUGAAAAGACUUCCUACUUAGUACAGGCUAUCAAACUUAAAUUUAAAGAUGAUUGAUUGUGAAAUACCUAAUAAGACUAUAAAGUAGACUACAAAUUGAAACUUGUAUCAGAAUGAAAGUUACUGUAAAUACUAUUUUUAAGAUAGUUGUAUAUAACUAAAAAAAUUGAAAACUACUGUUAAUUUUUUUGUAUAAAAUUAUUACAAAGUUUUUAAGAUAUUUUAUAAAAAUGAA